UGUGUGUGUUUGUUUGUGCUGACAGGUUUCCUGUGGUCGGAGUGGAUUACUGACUUCAGUAAGGAGAGAGAACACCACUUCAGGUUAUAAAUUCUGUGGCAGUGAUUUCACUGCAUAAACCAGUGGAUCAUUCCAAGACUUUUCCGCCUCCUCCUCCGCCUCCUCCACUUAAUCAAUGAGUGCGUUGUGUGAAUUCUCAGGUGUUUGGACAUCUUAUUAAAAAAAAGUCCAAAUCUCCCAACAAACAAUGCCACUUUGACAAAACCAAAACCAGCUGAGUCACUGUACCUGAGGAACACUCAUCACCCCCCCUGCCUCCCACCAAAAGUUUGACCUCAGAGAUCCAGCUGUGCUCCGUUUAUGACCCCCCUCUCUGAAUCCUUCACUAUUCAGCAUUUCACGUUACUAUUGGAAGAAACCCAAUGUCUGCCUCCUCUCCCCCGUCCUUACCUCGAGCCUUCCUCCACUCUCUCCAUCCACACCAUCCGUCGUCGCCAACCCUGCCAGGACCGCUCUACACGCGGCUGUCCAACGGCAGUCACAGUGCCCCCAGUCCCACCAACUCCGGCGGCUCCUUCCAUGGGGUCUCCUUCCUCCUGCAGAUCGGACUGACCAGAGAGACGGUGAACCUGGAGGCUAGCGACCUGUCGUUGUCCGCUGUGAAGGACCUGGUGUGUUCCAUAGUGGACCAGAAGUUUCCAGAGUGUGGCUUCUUCGGGAUGUACGACAAGAUCCUCCUGUUUCGUCACGACCUUAACGAUGAGAACAUCCUGCAGAGGUUGACCUCAGCAGAAGACAUCCAUGAAGGAGACCUCAUUGAAGUGGUCCUCUCAGCUCAAGCGACGGUUGAAGACUUCCAGAUCCGACCUCAUGCUCUUUUUGUCCACUCCUACAAGGCCCCCACCUUCUGUGAUUACUGUGGGGAGAUGCUGUGGGGUCUGGUGCGGCAGGGGCUCAAAUGUGAAGGAUGUGGGUUGAACUACCACAAGCGAUGUGCUUUCAAGAUUCCAAACAACUGCACCGGUGUGAGGAAGAGACGACUGUCCAAUGUCUCACUGCCCGUACCCUCUCUCUCCGUACCGCGGCCGGUACCGGUCGAGAACGCCGUGGUCGUCCCGGAUGAGGGACAGAGGUCCCAUCAGGAGGCCGGGAAGCGGAUCCUGUCCUGGAGCGGUCGGCCCAUCUGGAUGGAGAAGAUGGUUUUGGGCCGGGUUAAGGUGCCGCACACCUUCGCCAUCCACACCUACACCCGGCCCACCAUCUGUCAGUACUGCAAGCGUCUGCUCAAGGGUAUCUUUCGUCAGGGCAUGCAGUGUAAAGACUGCAGGUUCAACUGUCAUAAGCGAUGUGCUUCCAAGGUACCGAGAGACUGUUUAGGGGAGGUGGACUUUAAUGGAGAACCCGCCAGUCCAGGUCCAGAUUCAGACACUACUAUGGACACAAUGGAGGUGGACAGCAACGACAUGGACGGCGGUCGAGGACUGGACGACCCGGAGGAACCGUCAACACCGGACGAGAGGAUGUUUGACUUGGACUCUCCCUUCUUGGACAGGGAGAAGGAUGAAGAGCCCAUCAAGACCAUUAGUCCUUCCACCAGCAGCAACAUCCCUCUGAUGCGGGUGGUCCAGUCCAUUAAACACACUAAGAGGCGGAGCUCCACUGUGGUGAAGGAGGGCUGGAUGGUACAUUACACCAGCAGGGACAACCUGCGCAAGAGACAUUACUGGAGGCUGGACAGCAAGAGUCUGAGUCUGUUCCAGAACGACACUGGAGCCAAGUUCUAUAAAGAAAUCCCUCUGUCUGAGAUCCUGCAGGUAGAACCUUCCAGAGACUUCAGUAAUCUGGCCCAAGGCAGCAACCCUCACUGCUUCGAGAUCAUCACGGCCACAAUGGUCUACUACGUGGGGGAGAACAACUGCAGCCACUACCACAACCCAGCCCUGGCUGCGUCAGGCGUGGGCAUGGACGUGGCCCAGGGCUGGGAGAAGGCCAUCAGACAGGCCCUGAUGCCCGUCACCCCCCAGGCCAGUGUAGCCAGUGCUGCGGGACAAGGCAAAGAUCACAAAGAGCUGUCCAUCAGCAUAUCUGUGUCCAACUGUCAGAUCCAGGAGAAUGUGGACAUUGCCUCUGUGUACCAAAUAUUUUCUGAUGAGGUGCUGGGAUCUGGUCAGUUUGGCAUCGUGUACGGAGGGAAACACAGAAAGAGCGGCAGAGACGUGGCCAUCAAGGUGAUUGACAAGAUGAGAUUUCCUACCAAGCAGGAGAGUCAGCUAAGAAACGAAGUGGCCAUACUACAGAAUCUGCACCACCCUGGGAUCGUCAACCUGGAGUGCAUGUUCGAGACUCCAGAACGGGUCUUUGUUGUGAUGGAGAAGCUUCAUUUCCGACAGAUUCUCGUGGCUCUCAGACAUCUGCACUUCAAAAACAUCGUUCAUUGUGACUUGAAGCCUGAGAACGUACUACUGGCCUCGGCGGAGCCGUUUCCUCAGGUCAAACUCUGUGACUUUGGCUUCGCCCGCAUCAUUGGCGAGAAGUCGUUUCGCCGGUCCGUGGUGGGCACCCCGGCGUACCUGGCUCCGGAGGUGCUCCGCAGUAAAGGCUACAACCGUUCCUUGGACAUGUGGUCCGUGGGAGUCAUCGUGUACGUCAGCCUGAGUGGGACGUUCCCCUUCAACGAGGACGAGGACAUCAACGAUCAGAUCAAGAAUGCUGCCUUCAUGUACCCGCCCACGCCCUGGAAGGACAUCUCCAUAGAGGCCAGAGAUCUGAUCAACAACCUUCUCCAGGUGAAGAUGAGGAAGAGGUACAGCGUGGACAAGUGUCUCAGCCACCCCUGGUUACAGGACUACCAGACUUGGCUGGACCUCAGGGAGUUCGAGACGCGUCGGGGAGAGCGCUACAUCACCCACGAGAGCGACGACGCGCGGUGGGAGGAGUACGCCGAUGAGCACAGCCUUGUUUACCCCAAACACUUCAUCAUGGCUCCCAACCUUGACGACAUGGAGGAGGAUCCUUAGGAGCUGAGAGAAACCUGAAGGUUGGGUUAUUUUACAGGGACUUGUGGCAUGGAGCUUUUCGAAGCAGCAGAUUUCCCCUCCAGGACUGGUUGUCGUGGUGACGGAGAGGGACGGCGAUCUGAUGCUGCGGAGCUGGGGAAGGACACAGAAUGCUCGCUUGAUGCAACGCUUCAAGCGGCAGGCAGGUGGAGACACAGGAACGCAUUAAAAGACUGCGAGGAGAGAGGGACCUUCUCCUUUUUGCACAAUGUUCAAACAUUCCACGGACUUUCUCUCUAGAACAAUCCCAAUACUCCAGGUGAACUCCAGGUGACGCGAGCAAGGAAGACUCUCGGUUCUUUUGGGGGGAGAGACGGGAGUGACGAGAGUGAGAUCUGCUCCCAGGAGUAAAGGGCAGUUUUUACAAGGGAUUUGGCAAGCCUGAGAAUCAAACUAGCGCCCGUUUGUUCUCAUUUCCCCCCCGGCCGUUUGUGAGACAGUCCGCCGGCAUGAAACUGGAACUCGCUCAUGUAUUUCUUAUGUUCUGUUCUAAUGUAUGUAGUAACUGUGGUAGGUUUUGCACUACUACCACUUUACCACCUAACAACGUCAGCUGGAGGGUAUUAACUCCCGGCACAGAAGUCGACCAAGUUUCCACUGACAGAUCGCAGGUAUCAGGUAUUUCCAGCUCUUACGAAAGAAUCUGUGCAGUGACUUCCAAUAAAGUGAAGGGUUUUUGUUUUUUUAAGUUUGUCAAAAAAACUGUUGGCCUACGCUAACCCCUCAUGUCAACAAAACUGUUCCUUUUUUUUGUUUGUUUGUUUCUGACUUUUUAUCUCAAUCCUUUGUUCUGUUAGAAAAAUAAAACGUCAAAGAAUUGGAGUUUGCUUGAUGACAUUAAAAGGGUUAAACAGA
This is a messenger RNA of Cynoglossus semilaevis (tongue sole), 3911 nucleotides long. It is a transcript of the gene prkd3, whose product is annotated as protein kinase D3. Gene Ontology annotation, molecular function: ATP binding; protein serine/threonine kinase activity. The transcript has 18 exons. Gene Ontology annotation, cellular component: cytosol. The record is from RefSeq and is a predicted model, not a curated record. NCBI's taxonomy places the organism in Eukaryota, Metazoa, Chordata, Actinopteri, Pleuronectiformes, Cynoglossidae. Gene Ontology annotation, biological process: intracellular signal transduction; protein phosphorylation; phospholipase C-activating G protein-coupled receptor signaling pathway. The coding region runs from base 423 to 3017 and encodes 864 amino acids.